UCAGAAAUUGAAAAGGGAUAAGAGGAAGGAGAAAAUGCUGGGCUGGUGCGAAGCGAUAGCCCGUAACCCUCACAGGAUCCCAAACAACACGCGAACACCCGAGAUCUCAGGGGAUUUGGCUGAUGCCUCACAAACCUCCACAUUGAAUGAAAAAUCCCCAGGACGAUCUGCAAGUCGAUCGAGUAAUAUCUCAAAAGCAAGCAGCCCAACCACAGGAACAGCUCCCAGGAGCCAGUCAAGGUUGUCUGUCUGUCCAUCCACUCAGGACAUCUGUAGGAUCUGUCACUGCGAAGGGGAUGAAGAGAGCCCCCUCAUCACACCCUGUCGCUGCACGGGCACCCUGCGCUUUGUCCACCAGUCCUGCCUCCAUCAGUGGAUCAAGAGCUCAGACACGCGCUGCUGUGAGCUCUGCAAGUAUGACUUCAUAAUGGAGACCAAGCUCAAACCCCUCCGGAAGUGGGAGAAACUACAGAUGACCACGAGCGAAAGGAGGAAAAUAUUCUGCUCUGUCACAUUCCAUGUCAUCGCCAUCACCUGUGUGGUGUGGUCCUUGUAUGUAUUAAUAGAUCGGACAGCGGAGGAGAUCAGGCAAGGCAAUGACAAUGGUGUUCUAGAAUGGCCAUUCUGGACAAAACUGGUUGUGGUGGCCAUCGGCUUCACAGGAGGUCUCGUCUUCAUGUAUGUACAGUGUAAAGCCUACGUCCAGUUGUGGCGCAGGUUGAAGGCCUACAACCGUGUAAUCUUUGUGCAGAACUGCCCAGACACUGCCAAAAAGCAGGAGAAGAGCUUCUCGUGUAACGUCAACAUGGACACCAAGGAUGCGGUCGUGGUGCCUGUGUCACAAACAGGUCCCAAUUCCCUGCCCUCCCUGCCCCCCGCAGAAGACAGCCCUCCAGAAGUGAUGCCAGUGUGACUGAUACAACAGGUGGGAGUUCCUUCAAAGAAGGUCUUUCUAACCCUCGGCCACAACAAAUGACAGAGAUGAUCCUGAAUUACUCACUUUCUGUAUCUUCUCCCCUUUCUCUCACUGACUCGUUUCCCUUAUUUGGCUUAGAAAGGAAAGGAGGAGACACCAAAUGAUAAGACCCCAUGAAACAGAGUCUGAAGUGAUCCGGAAACGUGACAAGUUUGCUGAGGAGUCGUCUCAAAGGAUUAAAAGUCGCCGGAGCAAGGAAUACUUUCAGGCAAUGUUCAUCAUCAGACCAAAUGGGCACACGAGUCUUCACAGUAGCAGGGGAGAGUUUAAGAACACAGGCUUGAAUUGUAAUAUGUAUUUCUUCUAAGGCCUCGUGAUGUUUAACUAUCUCGUCUGGAAAUAGCAAGCAUAGUUGGUUUUAAGCUUGAAAUUGUCCGCACUGCCCCUCAGGCACAUCAGAAGCACACUCGGAGGAUGCAUCUUUGAUAUUCACACUUUGACGGAGAACAGAAUUUGAUGGUUAGUGCAGUCCAGUUGUUUUGACAGAUGCAUGAUUUUAAAAGACACAGUAUGUAUUUGAAGAUAUUAACUUGGAAUUCUAUUUAAAUGGUGAACAAAAGAUUUUCAGAGAUUUGGGGGGGGGGGAGGGAAUUAUUUGGCUGUUAAAUAUCCACAUAAGUUGAAAUCAAGUCUCAGGUUCCAUAUUUUAUCUGGACCCUCUAAAACAGUGUAGUGUAGCAGAAGUGUAAUGUGAGCUACAAGUGCAGGCUACCUAUGUAAAUUUAAAUUUUUCUAGCAGUCCCAUUAGAAGCUUUUAGAAGAAAAUAAGUGGAAUUAAUUUUGAGAAUGUCUUUUAUUUGACCCUAUGUAUUCAAGUUAUUUCAACAUAUUAUCAAUAUUAAAAAAUUAUUGACUCUGGCUGGGUAGCUCAGCUGGUUAGAGCAUGGUCCCACAGGUUUG
Molecule: messenger RNA, 1876 nt
Organism: Myotis davidii
Lineage: Eukaryota; Metazoa; Chordata; Mammalia; Chiroptera; Vespertilionidae
Gene: MARCHF1
Product: membrane associated ring-CH-type finger 1
Exons: 6
Coding region: 35-913 (292 amino acids)
Biological process (GO): immune response; antigen processing and presentation of peptide antigen via MHC class II; protein polyubiquitination
Cellular component (GO): lysosome; cytoplasm; early endosome membrane
Molecular function (GO): ubiquitin protein ligase activity; zinc ion binding; MHC protein binding
Source: RefSeq, a predicted model, not a curated record